Messenger RNA from Acaulospora colombiana, 2619 nucleotides. The record is from the annotation of a GenBank genome assembly. Lineage: Eukaryota; Fungi; Glomeromycota; Glomeromycetes; Diversisporales; Acaulosporaceae.
AUGGCAAUUCGAGAGUCAGAUGUCAAUGUUCGCAUAUCAAGUAUCAAUAUACUUACUCUCAUUCAUCAAAUUGGGUUGUUGGACGAUGAGGAGCGUGACCAGCUGUCUCUUCUUAUUUAUUGUGACAUACCUAAAGUACGGAGGGCCAUCGCACCCUUCGUUAAAAUAUCUCUCGAGGAUUUUAUAAAAGAGAAACGCACAAAGGUUCAAACAUUGUUGGUCAGCAGUGGUACCAAGAGAAAGCGAAACGUCGAUAGCGGAUCUAGCGAGGAGUCUAAUGCUACAAAACAGAGUUGGGUUUCGUUUAAGUGCUUGGCCGAGUUUUUUGUGAAUUGUAAUAAAGUUUUAGAGGACACACAAAAAGCGAAUGAGCAAGCAGAAGAUGAAAUUGGCGAAGCAGAAUCUGAUGAUGGAGCCCUGAUUCGUAGUAUAGGUAAUGUGGAAAGUAGUAGGAUAGGGUUGUCCGUCCAGGAUCUUUGGGGAUACUUGGAUGCGUUGAAGGAAUGGCAAAAAUUAGCAGAUUAUCUUUCCAAAGAUCAUUCUUCAACGAGUCAGAAUGCAGAAUCCCCGAACAACGGAAAUUCUAGUAACGCCAUCGAAGAAUUUUAUCGACUUGGCGAAAAAGAGGAGUCUGCUUUAGUGGAGGUUUUUGUUAAGUGUUUGCAAUUAAGCCUAUCUGAGAAUCUUACACCAAAAGACAAAAAAAAGGCUGAUGGACAGAUAGACGAGACCCGUGCCGAAAUCUCGAGAACAAUGAUUACCGUAUUACCACGACUCUUGACGAAAUAUGCACCUGAUGCCGGACGAAUCGCCGAGGUGUUGCAAAUUCCUCAAAUGAUGGAUUUAUCGGUGUAUUCUGAUCUUCGUAUGCAGAAGGCUUACGAAUUGUUAGUCGAAGAUGUCAAGAAACUUUUUCUUAAACACACACAUUCCGUCGUCCUCGUCAAUGCCUCUGCGACUUUUCAAUAUAUGAGACAAUUUAAAAAUUUCGCUUCCACGGUAGAAACUUCUCUCGGAGAGCUCCAGGAUGAAGUGACAAAGAAUUUUCUCGAUGAAUGCGAGAACAAUGACUUAUCGGUGGAAGAUUUAACCAGCGAUCAGGUGCAUUCACUCAGUGUUGCCUUGGGUCGUUUGGAGCAUGUGAUCACUGUUAUCAACGUUAUGGAUACUUCCGAGGAAAACGACGACGUUUAUGAAUGUAUUAUCAAGCUGGUCGGAAGAGGUUUGUUGGGUAAUUACGAAGAAGAGAAGAUGGUAACUUCGGCAAUAAAUUUUCUCUGGUAUUACCUACUGUGGAAAGUAGAAUAUCUCUCCUCAAAAGAACAUGAUAAGAAUGUGACCCCGGACACCUUGGACAAUUUCAUCGUAAAAAGGGAUCAGAUAAUAAAAAUACUAUUUGAUGUCGGUGUUUCAGUAUCAUCAGGAGCGCAACACACCGUUAGACUAGCGGCAUUUCGCGCAUUGGGAAACAUCUAUUGGCUUUUUUCGAGUGACCUGUUUCAUAAUUCCGGCACAUCCGAUUUAUCAAAGCUAAGAUUUACAUGUCAGCCUGACAUUCAAGAGAAGAUCGAGAAAUUUGUCGCCGAGGAAAUUGAGAUGGCAACAAAAAACAUUGACAUGGUUAUAGAACCUGAAGAAAAAUUUCAGAUCAUGGAGAUUAUUGGCACUCUCUUGCGUGGUGUCCGUGGCGGCUGGUUUCAUGCAUCCCAUGCUGCUAGCGUGAUUUGCCAAUUUGGAACUUUGGGAGGCGAUCUUGAUGAUGUUAUCAAGAAGUUGAUGCAUGAAUUCAGGGAAAGGAUGUCAUCCGAAGAAGCUAAACUGCAUGCAAACGUUUUCAUCUCCUCGUUGAAAAAGUCUCAUAUGCUCUAUUCAAGAGAUACUCAUGAUGUAUCAUCAUCGAAGGAUGCCGACCACAUCAUAGAAUUACAGAGAGAAGGGAUUGCAUAUGUCUUUUCAUCGGUUUCCGAAUAUCAACGCACUGAUAAUAAUGAUGCUAUUCCGAAGAUGAUCAAAUUUUUCAAGAUAUUAGGCAUGUUACUGGUGGAAGUUGGUCCUGGCGAUGCUUGUGAGAUAGAGUCAAUCCUUAAAGAGGAACUGGAGUCACAAAAAGUAGAUGUGAAUGAAACGGAAAAGCAAUGGGAACCCUAUUAUUCGUACUUCCUCAAGGUCAAUAGCAUCGCGAAAAAAGGUACCACUAAGAAAGGUAAUGCCAAAUCGUCACUUAGAAAGAAACGUCCGUCGGAUCCGAAACGUAAAUCAAGAGAUCAUCAUGUUGACUCGAAUUCCGAGAAUCAAGAGAAUAACGAAGAAAUUAUCGCACCAUCUUCGAACAAGCUGAGGAAUGGCAACAUUGCGCCUUCAUCGUUCGGUGAUGAGGACGCCAACAAUUCGUUGGAUAAUAGCGAAAUGCCUUUAUCGAUCAAACGAUCUGCACCGGUUGAUGAUGACAUAGAAAUCACAGAAUCCCCCCCGAAAAAGAGGAGACCAACUACGGAAAGAAAGACGAGCAACGAAGAACCAAAUGAAGAGGUAUUCGGUAAUGGCAAUUCAGAUAGGGAAAGUGUUGAAAGUUUUCAGAGUGUCUCCGACAGAAGAAACAAGAAGAGGGUACGACGUUGA